AUGCAUGCGGGCCAGUCAAGCAUUCCUGUAUCCCAAUGUCCUAAGUGCAACAAGUUUCACCAAGGAGAAUGUUUGUAUGGAAAAUAUCUAUGCUAUAAGUGUGGUCAACCCAGUCAUAUGGCUUCUUCAUGCCCAUCAAUUAAGAAACCCAAACAAGAGAAAAAAAGAAAAGCAAGAGUGUUUGCUUUGACUCACGAUGAGGUUGCCAAAAAUUCGGAUGUGAUUCCAGCUAAGAUUAAUGCUUCAUGUCAUAAGAAUGAUAGUGUACUAGAGGUGAGUAUGCCAUCAAGUGGAACUAUUGAUAUGGAUAGGAUAGAUAAAGGGGUACAGAUAGAUUUUGAUGGACUGACUUUAGAGGCUAACUUGUAUGUGAUAGAGAUGAAAGAUUUUGAUAUUAUUUUAGGCAUGGAUUGGUUGGGUGAGAAUCGAGCCAUGAUAGUAUGUUUUGAGAAAGAGGUAAUUUUUCGAAGACCGGGAGAAGAGGAGUUCAGAUUUUGUGGAUCGAAGAUUAAGGCACUUCCUCGAGUUAUCUCAGCUUUAAAAGCAGAGAGCAUGUUAAGAAAGGCUGAUUGUCAAGAAUAUCUUGUUAGUAUUACUAGCACAUCCACUCAAGAGAAAGUAUUAGGCAAUGUGCCAAUAGUACGAGAGUAUGUUUACGUGUUUCCCGAAGAUCUACCGGGUACUCCACACGAUAGACAAGUGAAGUUCACGAUAGAUCUGAUAUCUGGAGCUAUCCCUGUGUCCAAAUCUCUAUACCGAAUGUCACCAAAGGAAUUACAGGAGUUGAAGAUGUAG
Messenger RNA from Olea europaea var. sylvestris, 795 nucleotides. RefSeq lists its product as uncharacterized. The coding region runs from base 1 to 795 and encodes 264 amino acids. Gene Ontology annotation, molecular function: nucleic acid binding; zinc ion binding. The record is from RefSeq and is a predicted model, not a curated record. Lineage: Eukaryota; Viridiplantae; Streptophyta; Magnoliopsida; Lamiales; Oleaceae. The transcript has 2 exons.